AUGGCAAAUUAUGGAGGGACUAAUCAGAAAUGUAAAACCUGCUACAAGACUGUGUACUUGGUUGAUCAGCUUACUGCUGAUAAUAAGGUUUAUCACAACUUCUGCUUCAGAUGCCACCACUGCAAAGGAACCCUAAAGCUGAGUAACUACUCUUCAUAUGAAGGUGUUCUGUACUGCAAACCUCAUUUCGAUCAAUUGUUCAAAAUGACCGGCAGCUUGAACAAGAGUUUCGAAGGGGCUCCUAAAACUGCUAGAGCCGAAAGAUCUAACGAGCAAGGCCCUACAAAUAGCAAAUUCUCGAGUUUGUUCGGAGGGACUCAAGAUAAAUGCAUCGCUUGCGAUAAAAAAGUUUACCCUCUCGAAAAGGUAGCGGUUGAUGGAACAUUGUACCAUAGGUGUUGUUUCAAGUGCAGCCACGGCGGGUGUGUAAUAAGUCCGUCGAAUUAUAUAGCGCACGAGCAUCGGCUAUACUGCAGGCAUCAUCAUACUCAGCUCUUUAGGCAAAAAGGUAAUUUCAGCAAAUUAGACAAACACGAGCAAGCCAAAGUGAUUAACGGUGCAGCCUAA
Erythranthe guttata (spotted monkey flower) is the source of this 567-nucleotide messenger RNA. Its product is annotated as LIM domain-containing protein WLIM1. The record is from RefSeq and is a predicted model, not a curated record. NCBI's taxonomy places the organism in Eukaryota, Viridiplantae, Streptophyta, Magnoliopsida, Lamiales, Phrymaceae.